Molecule: messenger RNA, 1361 nt
Organism: Cervus elaphus (red deer)
Lineage: Eukaryota; Metazoa; Chordata; Mammalia; Artiodactyla; Cervidae
Gene: DKK4
Product: dickkopf WNT signaling pathway inhibitor 4
Exons: 4
Coding region: 266-931 (221 amino acids)
Biological process (GO): negative regulation of canonical Wnt signaling pathway; multicellular organism development
Cellular component (GO): extracellular region
Molecular function (GO): co-receptor binding; receptor antagonist activity
Source: RefSeq, a predicted model, not a curated record
GUGUGGGGUAAGAAGGAAGGAAAUGGAGAAGGAGGGAGCAGGGAGAAAGGAGGGGACGCAUCUAUAAAUAGUUCAAGAGGGAACCCGCUGAUCAGACCUCGCUUCUCAGACCUCGCUUAUCGCGUUUCACACACCUUCCUCCCUUCUCUUUCAGAAAAAGUAGUUCCCGGUGACUUGCUGAGUUUCCAUCUUGGCCAAAGCUCCACUGCGGGUGCAGAGCUGCCCAGCUUCGAGGAGGACGCGGGGAGGGCUGAGAAGGUCGAGGAUGGUGGUGGUGGUCCUGCUGGGGCUCGGCUGGCUGUGCACCCCCCUGGGAGCCCUAGUUCUGGAUUUCAACAACAUCAAGAGCUCUGCUGAUGCACAAGGGGCCCAGAAGGGUUCACAGUGCGUGUCUGACAAGGACUGCAGUACUAGGAAAUUCUGCCUCAAACCUCGGGAUGAGAAGCCGUUCUGUGCCACCUGUCGUGGACCACGGAGGCGGUGCCAGCGUGCUGCCAUGUGCUGCCCCGGGACGCUCUGCGUGAACGAUGUCUGCACUGCAGCGGAAGAGGCAGCCCUGGGACUGGAGAGGGGGAUGCAUGACCAAGACGACGCAGACACACAAGCAACAACUGAGCACCCAAUUCAGGAAAACAAACCCAAGAGGAAGCCAAAUGUUAAAAAGUCACAAGGCAGUAAGGGACAAGAGGGAGAAAGCUGUCUCAGAACUUUCGACUGCGGGCCUGGACUUUGCUGUGCUCGUCACUUUUGGACCAAAAUCUGUAAACCGGUGCUACUGGAGGGACAGGUCUGCUCUAGGAGGGGUCGCAAAGACCCUGCGCAGGCUCCGGAGAUCUUCCAGCGCUGUGACUGUGGGCCCGGGCUAGCGUGUCGCAGUCAGGCGGCUCGAAACCGGCAACACGCACGGUUGCGACUGUGCCAGAAAGUCUAACGGCUGCAGGUCUGACCCAGCAGAAGUCUCAGGCGUGCACUUGCGCAUCUCCCCAUCUACACAUCUUAAAAUCCAAUCUCGUAGCGAGUGAAACAGACCAAGCUGGAGAAGCUGUCUUGUGAUGAAUGGAAACUAGUUUGGCUUUUUGUCUGUUUCUGCAAAGUGAACGUGAUUCUAGAACAAAUUUAAGUUCAUCUAGUGAUUCAGUUAGUUCAAAUAAAUCUUUUAAGUAAUUUCUGGUGAAGUUCUGAUACCUCACGGGAGUUGGACGGGGAGGCGGAGUGACAGUGUAUAUGUUGUUAAAUUAGCUUACCAGGGAAAAUGAUCACAUAUUUUCCUUAAAACCCCUAUUGUUUAUAAUCCUUCAUUUUUUGGAAGGGAAAUGCCUUCUCACUACAGAAACAAAACCUUGGUUAAUAAAGAUAUGAUU